AUGUCAAGUCAACAGAAAAUAAGUGAUUAUUUUUCGAAGAGAAAAAAUACUGAAGAUGAAACGACUGUAAAGGAGGAGAGUAAAGUCACAGAAAAUGCCUCUGAUGAUGAUAGCAAUCAUCCAGACGAAGAUCAAAAGAUAAAGAAGAGAAAAACCAACAAUUCAAAGGAAGAAGAAGAUAAAGUUGAAGAAAAAGAUAAAGUUGAAGAAAAAGUAGAGAUUAAAGCUAAAGAAGAAGUAGAAGAGGAUAACGUAUCUACUGAAGAAGAGAAAGAGAAAGAGAAAGAGAAAGAAGAAAAAGUUGAAGUUAAAAAACCAGCGAAAUUAGUGCCAUUAAAACCAGCAGGUGGAAAGAAACAAGCAUCAAUACCACAAUUGAAAACAUCAACUUCUUCCACUUCUUCAUUGGAAUCAUCUGCACAAUCACCUGAUUCGAGUGACCCAAGAGACUUUAGCAAUAUUCUGGACUACCUCAAGGAUGAAAGUUGGAAGAAUGCUCUAAAGUCAGAGUUUGAAAAAACAUACUUUAAAAAGAUUAUCAAGGAGCUCAAUAGCACCGGUGCCAACACAAAGGAGCCAAUCUACCCACCAAAGGACGAGAUUUUCACUGCUCUCAACUGGACACCGUUAGACAAGGUAAAAGUUGUCAUUGUCGGACAAGAUCCAUACCAUGGACCUGGACAAGCUCAUGGACUUGCCUUCAGUGUCAAGAAAGGUGUCAAACCACCACCCAGUCUUGUCAAUAUCUACAAGGAGCUAACCACCGAUAUCGAAGGAUUCAAAACACCGAACCACGGAUUCCUUGAGAAGUGGGCCAAACAAGGUGUUCUGAUGCUCAACGAUACGCUCACUGUGACACAGGCCAAGCCAAACUCGCAUCAGCCAUUCGGAUGGUCGGCUUUUACCGACGCAAUCAUGAAGGUCAUCAACGAGCAAUGCGAAAACGUAGUGUUUAUAUUCUGGGGAGCGUUCGCCAAGAAGAAAGGAAAGGAAAUCUCCAGAAAGAAACACCAUGUCAUCGAAAGUGGACAUCCAUCACCGCUGUCCGUCAGGACAUUCAUGGGAACCAAACCAUUUUCGAAAACCAACGAUUAUCUCAAAUCAAUUGGCCAAGAGGAAAUCGACUGGACAUUGCAAUGA
Heterostelium album PN500 is the source of this 1140-nucleotide messenger RNA. RefSeq names its product uracil-DNA glycosylase (gene uglA). The record is from RefSeq and is a predicted model, not a curated record. Gene Ontology annotation, cellular component: nucleus; mitochondrion. NCBI's taxonomy places the organism in Eukaryota, Evosea, Eumycetozoa, Acytosteliales, Acytosteliaceae. Gene Ontology annotation, biological process: base-excision repair; base-excision repair, AP site formation via deaminated base removal. The coding region runs from base 1 to 1140 and encodes 379 amino acids. Gene Ontology annotation, molecular function: uracil DNA N-glycosylase activity. The transcript has 2 exons.